Molecule: messenger RNA, 4118 nt
Organism: Betta splendens (Siamese fighting fish)
Lineage: Eukaryota; Metazoa; Chordata; Actinopteri; Anabantiformes; Osphronemidae
Product: copine-9-like
Exons: 21
Coding region: 297-1970 (557 amino acids)
Biological process (GO): cellular response to calcium ion
Cellular component (GO): plasma membrane
Molecular function (GO): calcium-dependent phospholipid binding
Source: RefSeq, a predicted model, not a curated record
UCCUCGGCACCGGGCGGACCGGGGCGCACCGCGAACGCGUGAGAGACGGAUGAACUUUAAAUCCGCCUCCCAACUUUCCCCGCCGCGGCACUCCGUCUCCGGCUCCGCCGUUCCCUGACUCCGUCUCCCUCUCCCCUCGCCGCUGCCCUCCUCCGUCGCCCCCCCCCCCCUCGAGCGCAAAACCCGGAGGAAGCUCUCGACAAUGGAUUUACUGCGAUCACGAACCGGUUGCGAGUGAUCAGUUCUCUUGUUUAUUUUCCUCUUGUUUCGGAUGCUGAUUUGCGCCUCGAGUCGAGAUGAUGGCAUCAAUAGGGGAAUUUGAUCCUCUCAACACCAGAGUCCCUGCAACUAAAAUCGAAGUUACCGUGUCGUGCAGGAGUUUACUGGAUGUGGACACCUUCUCCAAGUCAGACCCUGUGGUUGUGCUGUACAUUCAAGCUGUGGGAACCAAAGAGUGGAGGGAGUUUGGCAGGACAGAGGUCAUCGAUAACACUCACAACCCCGAUUUUGUCAGGAAGUUUGUCCUGGACUUCUUCUUUGAAGAGAAACAGAACCUGCGGUUUGACGUGUAUAAUGUCGACUCCAGAAGCUGCAACAUUUCCAAACACAAGGACUUUCUGGGCCAGACCUUCUGUACCCUUGGCGAAAUCAUUGGCUCCAGAGGAGGAAGACUGGAAAAGACCCUCUCUGGGAUCCCAGGGAAGAAGUGUGGCGUCAUCAUCCUGACGGGAGAGGAGCUCAGCAACUGCAGGGACAUUGCCACCAUGCAGCUUUGUGCCAACAAGCUGGAUAAGAAGGACUUUUUUGGCAAGUCCGACCCCUUCCUGGUUUUCUACCGGAGCAACGAGGACGGAACGUUCACCAUCUGCCACAAGACAGAGGUGAUUAAGAACACCCUGAACCCGGUGUGGCAGCCCUUCACCAUCCCCGUUAGGGCUCUCUGCAACGGCGACUAUGACAGGACUGUAAAGGUAGACGUCUACGACUGGGAUCGGGAUGGAAGCCACGACUUCAUAGGCGAGUUCACCACCAGCUACCGGGAGCUUUCUCGAGGCCAGAACCAGUUCAACGUCUACGAGGUUUUAAAUCCUAAGAAGAAAGGCAAGAAGAAAAAAUAUAUCAACUCAGGAACGGUAACUCUGCUGUCCUUCAAAGUGGAGUCCGAGCACACCUUUGUGGAUUUCAUUCGAGGAGGAACCCAGCUGAACUUCACCGUGGCUAUAGAUUUCACAGCAUCCAAUGGAAACCCGUCCCAGCCCACCUCCCUCCACUAUAUGAGCCCCUACCAGAUGAAUGCAUAUGCCAUGGCCCUGAAGGCGGUGGGGGAGAUAAUCCAGGACUACGACAGCGACAAGCUUUUUCCUGCCUAUGGCUUUGGAGCUAAACUGCCCCCCGAUGGCAAAAUCUCCCAUGCCUUCCCCCUGAACGGGGACGGUGAUAAUUCCAACUGUGUAGGAAUCGAGGGGGUUCUGGAGGCGUAUUUUCAGAGCCUGAGGACAGUGCAGCUCUACGGACCCACCAACUUUGCACCUGUUAUCAACAAAGUAGCAAACUGUGCAGCUGAGAUUACAGACGGCUCCCAGUACUUUGUCCUGCUGAUGAUCACGGAUGGAGUGAUAUCUGACAUGGUCCAGACCAAAGAGGCUGUGGUCAACGCAGCGUCCCUCCCCCUGUCCAUCAUCAUCGUAGGUGUUGGACCUGCUGAGUUCGAUGCCAUGGAAGAGCUGGACGGUGACGAGGUGAGGGUUUCCUCCAGAGGACGUUUUGCCGAGAGAGACAUUGUACAGUUCGUGCCGUUCAGAGAUUACAUCGACAGAUCUGGCAACCAGGUCCUCAGCAUGGCGCGGCUGGCGAAAGACGUCCUGGCGGAGAUCCCCGACCAGCUGGUGUCCUUCAUGAAGAGCAGGGGCAUCGAACCGCGGCCCGCCCUCUCUUCUUCGCCGAUACCGGGGGUUCACCAGCACAUCUGACCCCCCGCAUCCAUCGCCUCCGCCUCUCCACCCUGACUCACUCUCCCUCCCCCCCCCAGUGCUUAUCUACACUCACCUCCUGUACAGUAAUUUGUCACUUUGACGGAGCAGAAGGUUUGACCGGUAACUCGGCCUCUUCCUCUCUUAUCGGCAGAGAAGCUAAACAGCGCGUCACAACGACGCAGCGGCCGAUCAGCCUUGACUCACCUGCUGCUGAUUCUCAUCUCCUCCUACAUUACUCACCCUCUUAUACUGCAACACUUUACAUUUACUCUGUGAAGGAAAAGGUGAGGCUGAGCCGCGAUGCUUUCUCCCCUCUCUACUGAGUUUGACCGGCGUCCUUGUGCUGACAGUUCUCACAUUUGGCUCAAAUCCCAAAAGUGCAGCGCUCUAAAAUUAAUUUAAGAGAGCCGAUCUCGUUUUUAUCAUUAUAUGCCAACAUGUAUCAGGUACUCUGUUAUUUUAGGGCCACUGUCGAGUAAUUUUUCACUGCAAAGACAGACAUUUUUGACUGAGCUGUCAUUAUUAUCGCUGACGUCUAGAAAGCGAAACAAAGGUGCCAAACACUAAACAGAUGAAUUAGAGAUGAGGGAAACCCUGAGUGUUUCACAUGUGGAUGUGUUGGCAGGUCUCGCAGGCGCACACAAGCCCGUGCUGCCACACCCACCCUCUCUUCGCCCAGCGUGGGCUGAAGCUGGGUGCACAUUUCCCCCUCCACCCCCCGCUGCUAGAGAAAUGCCAGUCUCUCCAGCUGCCCUGCAGAGACGCGGAGGACGAUGGGAGGGAGGAAGCGAAGGUAAAAAAAAAAAAAAAAAAAAAAAAAAAGAAGAAGAGAGACAGUGAGAACGCAUGAAGGUAUAAGACGGCGAGGGAGAAGUGGAAAGAAACAAAUUAAGGCCAAGCGAAAAGGGGCAAAGAAACGAAAGCAUCCAGAGAUUAGUUUGAUGCCAGAGGAAGAAGAAGGCAGGAGAAACAGAUGGUGGCAGAUGAGGGUUUGCGAUAGCAGCACAAAGGAAAGCAGUCGGGAAAGAAAUCUCAAUGAAAGAUUAACGCACAUUCUCCAAAAAGCAAUAUAGCAUCCUCCCCGUGCGGUGUCGGCCCUAUGCAUGUCCCUCACCCUCCCCUGCCAUGACUUGACAUUUUAUUCCCAUGCAGACUGUAGACGUGUGCAAAGUGGGCAAAGCCUGCAACCUAGUGUCCACCAUGUGUAUAGCAGGGUCUCUUUAUUAUGCAUGACUAUUGUACGUCCCUGUACUUACUCGCAGCCCAGACGCAUGUCCCGCGACAGCUGACGUCUUCAUAGCACUAAUGUAAUCUAGCAUAGUACGAAUUCAGGCUACGCAGAGGUCCGACCACAACGCGAAAGCGGCCCAGUGUGUUUGCGUGGUGGUUUAGAGGAGCGUUCGUCCUGUUCCGCGUGUUGUGUGACUAUAUAUUCAUUUUUAUAAACUUACAAUAACUAGUUCAGUGUUGGGGAAAAAAACGCGUGUCACGGUGUUCAUGCUGGUGUUGCAACAGAAGAAGAGAGCUGUAUCUCGAAACAAUAUGCAUCUUUCCUUGUGUCACUGUACGUUUUCGUUCGGGGGUCGCGGCGCUAAUGUGUGUGUGCAUCAUCUUGCAGAAAUCCAGUGUUUCACGCUUUCAUUAUUUAAGCUUGUGAACCCCACCCCCUCCCAUUGAGAGACUUGAGAGUAUUUUUGAUAUUUUGCAACGAUGUGGCCUGGUCCCAAGGUCACAGACAACAGACAUUUGAGGUCAAAGACCAGAAGCGUUCUGAGGGUUCACCGGCCUGUUGGGUAGAUUUUGUACGAGAACACUGUCUGUCUGUAUUUAAUCUCAUGAUUGUACGAAUGCUAAUAUUCAGCCUAUUGAAUAUGUGUUUACAUUCAUUGUACAAUACAUACGGCCCGAGUUUGCUUAGUUUACAGCUUCAAGCCCUGUCGCAUUGGUCUCCUUACGAUGAAUAUUGUAUGUAGAUGUUUUUAUGAAUGUCCAGAUAAGAAUGUACACCAUUGGAUUAGACGCUGUUUUAACAAAUACCUUGUUGUGUUUUGACAUCAGGUCCGACUGCGUUUGUGUUUACUCAUGUCCCCUGAGUCUGAUCCACCGCGCUACAAUGUUACCAAACAUAAAGCGACACAGCCUGAU